Messenger RNA from Carica papaya (papaya), 586 nucleotides. RefSeq names its product putative calcium-binding protein CML43. The record is from RefSeq and is a predicted model, not a curated record. Lineage: Eukaryota; Viridiplantae; Streptophyta; Magnoliopsida; Brassicales; Caricaceae. Gene Ontology annotation, molecular function: calcium ion binding.
UUCUAUUAAUUCAAGAUCAGACUUUACAAAUUUGGAGCAGCCGACUCUUUCCGUCUCCUCCCUGUCGGCCGCCACAAUCUUCAAACUUGUUCUUUCUUUCUCCAUGGAAGAAGUUGGCGGUUCCGCAGGGAGUGGAAAAGACCUCACCAGGAAGACCUCUUCCUUUCGUCUACGUUCCCCAAGUCUCAACUCUCUCCGUCUCCAUCGCAUUUUUGAUCUCUUCGACAAAAAUGGUGACGCCAUGAUCACAGUCCAGGAGCUCAACCAAGCCCUUUCUCUUCUUGGUCUUGACACCGACUUGUCGGAGCUGGAAUUCACUGUCAACUCCUUUAUUAAACCGGGGAACGACGGACUUACGUUCGAAGACUUUGCAGCCCUCCAUCAGUCUCUUGAUGAUACUUUUUUCGGAGAAGAAAAAGGGGAAACUGGCGACGAUGAGAUGUUACAACAGGAGUCGGAUCUUACCGAAGCUUUCAAGGUAUUCGAUGAAGAUGGGGAUGGAUAUAUUUCUGCACAAGAGUUGCAGGAGGUGCUCAGAAAAUUGGGAUUGCCUGAAGGUAAAGAGAUUGAUAGAGUUCAACAGAUG